GGCUGUGCCGUGGGGUAUGGGGGGGGGGGUUGGGCGGCCAUUUUUGGGGACGUCCCAUCGGCCGCUGUCACCUCUGGCUCCGAACGCUUCUCCGUCCCCUCCACCCCGUGCUGCUCCGGCUCUGCAGCUCAGGCUUGGUGGCUCGCGGUCCAGCAUCACCCCGGGGUUCUGGGAGCGAAGCCGCAGCUCUGCUCCCCUCGCAGCCGCCCCCCGAUGACGGCAUUUAUUGGCAAGUGAACAUGGAGCGCUUCCACCAGCACUUCCGAGACCAGGCCAUCGUCAGCGCUGUGGCCAACCGCAUGGACCAGCCCAGCAGUGAGAUCGUUCGGACGAUGCUGCGGAUGUCUGAGGUCACCACGGCGUCGGGCGCAGCUCACACGCAGCCGCUCUCCUCCCACGAGAUUUUCCGUUCGCUGCCGCCGGGUUACAACAUCACAAAGGCCGUGCUGGAGCAGUGCCUGGCGCUGAUGGCCGACGACCCGCUGCAGUUUGUGGCGAAAUCCGGGGACAGCGGCGGCGGCACCUACAGCGUCAACCUGCACCGCGCGCUGCGCUCACUGGCCACGGCGACGCUGGAGUCCAUCGUGGAGGAGAGGUUCGGUUCCCGCUGUGCGCGGAUUUUCCGCCUCCUGCUGCGGAAGCAGCACCUGGAGCAGAAGCAGGUGGAGGAUUUUGCCAUGAUCCCGGCCAAGGAGGCCAAGGACAUGCUGUACAGGAUGCUGUCCGAGAACUUCGUGGCACUGCAGGAGAUCCCCCGGACCCCCGACCACGCUCCGUCCCGAACCUUCUACCUCUACGCCGUCAACGUGCCGUCCUCCGCCAGGAUGCUGCUGCAGCGCUGCUAUAAGAGCGUGGCCAACCUGAUGGAGAGGCGGCAGCACGAAACCAGGGAGAACAAGCGGCUGCUGGAGAAGUCGCAGCGCGUCGAAGCCAUCCUGGGCUCCAUGAUGGCCACCGGCGCUGAGCGCGCGCAGCUGCAGGAGAUCGAGGAGAUGAUCACGGCUCCGGAGCGGCAGCAGCUCGAGAGCCUCAAACGCAACGUCAAUAAGUGA
This is a messenger RNA of Lagopus leucura (white-tailed ptarmigan), 1052 nucleotides long. RefSeq names its product DNA-directed RNA polymerase III subunit RPC3-like. The transcript has 9 exons. Gene Ontology annotation, molecular function: single-stranded DNA binding. The record is from RefSeq and is a predicted model, not a curated record. Gene Ontology annotation, biological process: DNA-templated transcription. Gene Ontology annotation, cellular component: RNA polymerase III complex. NCBI's taxonomy places the organism in Eukaryota, Metazoa, Chordata, Aves, Galliformes, Phasianidae. The annotation marks the transcript as partial.